AUGCUACGAUGCUUCCAUCUACUGGUGACGCUCUCGCUACUAUUGACUCACGUGUUUUCCCAGGCAAUUAACGACGGUGCUAAUGAAUAUGAGGAUACCAGUGAGAAUGUUAAGGAGGACACGUUACCUGUCUCUGUAGCUAAGGUGGACGUCAACACUGCGGUCUUUGAGCGUGCAGACGUCGACCACAACGGUAUCGUAGACCAGAAGGAGUUUGCAGCCUUUAUAACGUCUCUUAAGCAUGCAAUGGAUCCGUUCUUGGGACAUGUUCCAAUUGAUACCACGGUGGGACCAUGGACGACGGGAAUCGGUGGCACACGCGUUAAGCUGCGCACGGGUGAUCCUCACAAGUUUUGGUCUGGUUUUGUGAGCGGUAUUUUGACCAUUUGGGCGACAGAGAUUGGGGACAAGACAUUCUUUAUUGCUGCUAUUUUGAGCAUGAAGAAAGAUAGGGUUGUGGUGUUUGCUGGGGCUAUUGGUGCAUUGAUUGUGAUGACGGUGCUAUCGGUUGUCAUGGGCGUCGUGGCCACCAAGUUCUUGCCCCCGAGUGUAACGCACUACUUGGGUGGAGUGUUGUUUAUAGCGUUUGGGAUUAAGAUGCUGUAUGACGCGAGGGAGAUGAACGCGGUGGGCCCGUCCGACGAGCUAACAGAAGUGGAGGAAGAACUUAUGGGCAAGAAAGACGAUGACACCAUUCAGGCCGAACAAGUGGAGGAAGGUGUGCUCAAGACCAAGAACACGACGGACGGUAUGAUGCAGGUGUUUUCACAGGCGUUUGUCAUGACGUUCCUGGCAGAGUGGGGCGACCGUUCACAGAUUGCGACUGUGACGCUUUCAGCUACUAAGGACGCGUUUGGCGUCACGUUGGGCGCGAUCCUCGGUCACUCGAUGUGCACGGGAAUUGCUGUCGUGGGCGGCAAGUUUCUCGCCACACGCAUUUCAGAGCGGACUGUGACACUUGUAGGCGGUGUCGUUUUUGUGCUAUUUGCGCUGCACUCGUUCGUGACAAGACCUAGUGUGCCGGAGUAG
Peronospora belbahrii is the source of this 1029-nucleotide messenger RNA. The record is from the annotation of a GenBank genome assembly. NCBI's taxonomy places the organism in Eukaryota, Oomycota, Peronosporomycetes, Peronosporales, Peronosporaceae.